Molecule: messenger RNA, 763 nt
Organism: Paraphaeosphaeria sporulosa
Lineage: Eukaryota; Fungi; Ascomycota; Dothideomycetes; Pleosporales; Didymosphaeriaceae
Exons: 1
Coding region: 118-597 (159 amino acids)
Source: RefSeq, a predicted model, not a curated record
CAUGGCUCGCACAACGUUCGCUGCGGGCGGUAAACUGAGACAGCGAGUAUCGUCGUGGGGUCUGAACCAAAGACGCCUUGCGGGUGAUCCCGAACGGAUGCAAAAUUCCUCCCGGUCAUGCGAUUGGUGCGGAGAAGUUUGGGCGUACAAGAUCCGCAUUGCCUCUUUCGUACCGGGGUGAAUGCUGGAUUCGGAACCAUUGGUGGGCUAAAUACGAGAUCACGUGUAAGGGGGUCUCACAUGCUAGCACUCACAGUCAGCGAUUUGGCAGUCCCUCUCCUUCCGCUCACUGCCUCCUUGAACGACUCCGUAUUAAUGCGGCACACCAUGUUCAUCGGUUUGACGCGAUGGCUGAGAAUAGUUCGCAUGUGUCGCUUGCGCAUCACAGCUUCCUUAUCUUCAACGCGACUGCCACCUUGGUCGAUGCAAAAGCAAACAUCGAUCUCACUUGCGAUGGCGUUUCAUGUCGACCUUCCCAUUCCUCUAAAGUUCGGUCUUGUUAUCCGGCACGGGAUCAGAGGCGCUGUGAGGUGCUGUAGUGCCCGAGGUGGUGUCCUGCAUGCAUUUGGUGCUGAUCCCCGAGAUUCGCGCCAAUGAAGGUGGAUCGACUGCCUGUGUUUCUAUACAGGGUAGCCUUGCAUCUGCUUAGCCACUCAAUAGUGUGUCCUCGAAAAAGAGAAGUAGAAGGUGUAGUGAUCAUGGCUCUUUCAGGUGCGCUUUGUAUAGCCACUGCGAGACGAGAUUCUAUUCCCGAGACUUUCGC